Molecule: messenger RNA, 1690 nt
Organism: Theobroma cacao (cacao)
Lineage: Eukaryota; Viridiplantae; Streptophyta; Magnoliopsida; Malvales; Malvaceae
Product: 8-amino-7-oxononanoate synthase-like
Biological process (GO): biotin biosynthetic process
Molecular function (GO): pyridoxal phosphate binding
Source: RefSeq, a predicted model, not a curated record
ACUGCUUUCUCUUAUCUCACAAAAGCGGAUACUUUUUUAUCAAUUCCUUUUUUUGGAACCAAAAGAAGAACAAAAAGCAAAAAGCGCAAACCUUUUGGAAAAUGGAGGCGAACAGCUUGUGGCAAAAAUGGGUUGAGCAAGCGGUUUCAAAGCUCGAAUCUCUCAAACUGCUUCGAUCUUUAAGACCCCUUUAUCUUUCCAGCGUGCGACAGGAAGUGGCCAAUGUUGGAAUUUCCAAUGAAGAAGAGUACGAGUUGUUCGAUGCAGUGCAGCCAUGGGAUCGUUCCUCCAUCGAAGUCUCUAUCUCUGAAGCCACUUACCGUAAGUGGCUUCUUGAGGUUCCCAGUUCUGGAGAUGAGAUUGUCCUUAGAGAAGGAUUAGCUGAUGAUAAAUUUGGCACGUGUCAGCAGCAAUUCAAGCGGCUAAUUUUGUUCUCUGGAAAUGAUUAUUUGGGCUUGAGUUCACAUCCAGCAGUUCGAAAAGCGGCUGCAAAGGCAGUCCAAGAGUAUGGAAUGGGCCCAAGGGGCUCUGCUUUAAUCUGUGGAUAUACUUACCACCAUAGAUUACUGGAGUCAAGCUUGGCAAGUUUAAAGAAGAAGGAGGAUUGUCUUCUUUGUCCUACAGGGUUUUCAGCCAAUAUGGCAUUUAUGGUAGCACUUGGAAACAUAGCAACUCUCCUUGCGGCAGGCAACAAGCCUUCGAAGGAUGAAAAAAUUGCCAUUUUUUCUGAUGAACUGAACCAUGCAUCAAUAAUCGAUGGUAUUCGUCUUGCUGAAAGACAAAGAAGUGUAGAAUUCUUUGUAUAUAAACACUGUGACAUGUCCCAUCUCAACGCACUGUUAUCAAGUUGCAAAAUGAAGAAAAAGGUUGUUGUGACAGAUAGCUUGUUUAGCAUGGAUGGAGACUUUGCACCUAUGGUGGAGCUUGUGGAGCUACGCAAGAAGCAUAGCUUCUUGUUAGUCAUUGAUGAUGCACAUGGAACAUUUGUUUGUGGCAAGAGUGGCGGAGGAGUGGCAGAGGAAUUCGAUUGUGAAAGAGAUGUUGACAUAUGCAUUGGAACUUUGAGCAAGGCAGCAGGUUGUCAAGGUGGAUUCAUUGCCUGCAGCAAAAAGUGGAAGCAACUCAUCCAAUCAAGGGGCCGUUCCUUCAUAUUUUCUACUGCGGCUCCAGUUCCUUUAGCCGCUGCUGCGCAUGCUGCUGUUAUUGUGGCAAAAAGAGAGAUGUGGCGUAGAAGAGCACUUUGGGACCGGGUGCAGGACUUUCGUGCUCUGACUGGAAUCCCUAUCUCCAGUCCAAUAAUAUCUCUUAUUGUGGGAAGCGAAGAGAAAGCCCUGAAAGCUAGCAGGCAGUUGCUGAAAUCCAGCUUCCACGUGACUGCAAUCAGACCACCAACAGUGCCGCCCAACUCUUGCAGGUUGCGAAUCGCUCUGAGUGCAGCACACACAACUGAUGAUGUGAAGAAGCUCACAGCUGCACUUUCCAGUUACAUCAACUUUCGAGAUAUUGGCAGUAAUUAUAGCCUCAACAUAUAUUCUAAGCUAUAGGAUCUGAUUAUUUUUGAAGGACUGCAAAGGUUUAACAUGUGUACUUAUGUAAGAGAACAGGCAUGUAAUAAUGUGGAUGAUUGAGAUAAACUGAUUUAGAUCAGGAUUCAAUUUGAAUGGGCUUGGCUUUGCCAUACAUUUAUUCA